This is a messenger RNA of Chanos chanos (milkfish), 927 nucleotides long. Its product is annotated as P2Y purinoceptor 11-like. The transcript has a single exon. The record is from RefSeq and is a predicted model, not a curated record. Gene Ontology annotation, molecular function: neurotransmitter receptor activity; G protein-coupled ATP receptor activity. NCBI's taxonomy places the organism in Eukaryota, Metazoa, Chordata, Actinopteri, Gonorynchiformes, Chanidae. Gene Ontology annotation, cellular component: plasma membrane. Gene Ontology annotation, biological process: G protein-coupled receptor signaling pathway; calcium-mediated signaling. Bases 1 to 927 code for a protein of 308 amino acids.
AUGCUCAACUCAUCACGAAAUUGCAGCUCUGAAUUUCAAAAGAAGCUGCUUCCUCCUAUGUACGGAGUUGAAUUCUGCAUCGGAUUUCUCGGCAAUGUCUUUGCUCUGGUCCUGCUGCUGACAAAAGAAAGACAGAAUUGGCACCCUGGAGUGGUCUUCUCCUGUAACCUCAUCAUCAGUGACCUCCUCUAUGUACUAACCCUGCCGCUACUCAUCACUUACUACUCAAACAACAAAAACUGGACCUUUGGUGUCGCUGCAUGCAAAAUUGAGCGUUUCCUUUUCACCUGUAACCUCUACGUGAGCAUUUUCUUCAUUUUGUGCAUCAGUGUAAACAGAUAUAUAGCUAUUGUUCAUCCCCUCUUCACACAUAGCUAUGUGCGCCCUAAACAUGCCAAGAUCACCAGUGUGUUAGUCUGGGUCAUAGUAGCUAUCAUCUCUUCACCAAUUCUCAAAUAUGCCAGUACACAACUCAGAGAGGAAAAGAACACAACUCUCUGUGUCUCUAAGAGCAAAGGAGCUGAGAUUGAACUUUCUCACUUCAAUUACAGACUUUCUCUGACUGUGCUGGGGUUUUUGAUACCGCUGGUGCUGACUUUUGCAUCAUACAUAGGUCUAAUUAGGGUAGUUUUCAAAAAUGCCAAAAUCAGGUCACAGCAGAAAAGGAAAGUGGCUUUGUUGGUUGGCUCAGUGUGCACACUCUAUGCCCUGUCUUUUAUUCCCUAUCACAUUCUGCAAACUUAUCACUAUUCCCUGAAGAAGAGAACGUGUUUGCAGUACAACGCAUACCAAGUAACAAAGGGAUUGGCCACACUAAACAUGUGCAUUCACCCCCUCCUCUACAUGGCCGUGUUUGACAGCAUCAGAAUGGUUUGCUGUGGAAAAAGUUCAGAGACUUAUUCAGAGACCUGUUCAGAGAGGAUUUAA